Molecule: messenger RNA, 843 nt
Organism: Babesia bovis T2Bo
Lineage: Eukaryota; Apicomplexa; Aconoidasida; Piroplasmida; Babesiidae
Exons: 1
Coding region: 264-500 (78 amino acids)
Source: RefSeq, a predicted model, not a curated record
UUGGAGCUUGGGGAUCGUACGUUUCAAUAAUUUUGCGAUUAAUUAUAACCGAUCAGUGUAAAUCAAAGGGGGUGAUUGUAGGCAGCAAGGGUCAAAAAAUUGAGCGUUAAUUUGGGGGACUUAAUAUACCUUAGGUCCAAAGGAUAACAUGGAAUCAACGAUGCGCGUCACGUGGAAAAUGCCGCAGCGUUGGCGAAAAUUCACAUAUGCACGAAUUCAGGAAGUUCUAGUGAAAAGAACACAGUCAAAUCUUAUAUAACACAAUGGAUACUUCGGCCGUGUUUCAGCAGCUUACUUCAAAUAAUUUUAUGUUAGGGAUGCACGAUUCAAGCAUGGGCAAUCCUGUAAAAAACCCUAUACUAGGAUUAGGUAUAUUCAUUCUUAGUCAGGAAUAUAUUUUUCAUUCUACUGACGAAAAUGAGGAUGAAGCCUGGACUAACACCGGUUUAAAACCAUUCAUUCUUUCCGCCAUGUGGAUUAUAGGUUCUUCUCUUGUAUGACUACUUAUAUAAUAACAAACAAUCUUUAAACAAACGGCAAAAUCAGUCACUAAAUUGGUUAAAGGGAUAUGAACAAUCAAGCCAAUUACUUUGUACUUCACAAAAUUGCGCUAUACACAUCAUUUUAUUGAAACCCCGAUUCCUUCCAACUUACUGUUGCAAUUCAUAUCUCAUGAAUGACGGCUAUCUCACAUAUGUUUAAAACCGUAGUUAUGAAAGACCAAUGAAGGGCAUCUGCAAAAUAAUGACGUCGGCAAUAUUAAAUGAGACAAGCAGACUACAAAUUAAUGUAUGAACUUGAAGCACAAAAUCGGUUAAUGUACCGAAUAAAACAUACAAAUAC